Heterobasidion irregulare TC 32-1 is the source of this 1976-nucleotide messenger RNA. RefSeq lists its product as uncharacterized. NCBI's taxonomy places the organism in Eukaryota, Fungi, Basidiomycota, Agaricomycetes, Russulales, Bondarzewiaceae. Gene Ontology annotation, cellular component: 90S preribosome; nucleolus; small-subunit processome. The record is from RefSeq and is a predicted model, not a curated record. The coding region runs from base 289 to 1674 and encodes 461 amino acids. The transcript is spliced from 5 exons.
CAGCAUAAAUCUUACCAGAAGAGCCUGAAGGAAGUCCAUCUUCCAUCGGCAUUGGUUCAGUCAGGAUUCGACCAUGAUAUUGCGGACGACGAAUCUCACUUCUACGAGGCUCUCAAUCAUUGGAAGCAGCUGAACCUUUCCCCAGCAUUCGUCGAAUUUGCGGGUCAGGCUGACGGACUAUCCGCAUCAUUACCAUUACUCCUCCACCAUUCGAAAGACAUCUCUGCACUAUGGCUCUCUGCACUUGACAGGGCAGACGAUGAGGCAUUACGAGCACUACUUGAUCUCAUGCAAAAGCUUGCACAUGACUUGCGUUCUGUCCUUGCACCUUCUUACUUUGACAUUCUCCAAAAACUUCUUCAUCUCCUUUCCCGGUCGCUUUCCCCUGAAGCCCUGACUGCUCUGCUUGCAACACUAUCCGCAUUGUUCAAGUACAUCCUCAUUCCUUCCGCUAACGAAGAGAUGCUUGAAAAAACAUGGAAAAUAACUCAACCAACGUUGCGGGGGUGUAAUCCCGAAGCUGGAAGAGCUGUCGCGGAGGUGUGGGGCUCGCUGCUGAGGCGGCUGAAGACAGACUUCAGGGGAAAGGCAGUGAAGUUGAUGAUGUUGGAUUCGGAUGGCGUAGAAGACUUAUGUGCAUGGGCCGUUGUGUAUGCGUGCAAGUCUGUAUCCCAGACCCUACAUACAGCUUCGUCCUCAAUCAUCUCUCCUCUAAUCGCCUCUUUCCUCCAAGCUGAAGACCGCACCAAGACAUAUACAUGUAUUCGCCGCGUUUUGACUGCUCUCAUUCAUCAUUGUAAAAAUGCCGACGAGUUCUGCGCCAUUGCAGACGUCCUUCUUCGAUGCUUCACAGAGGCAGUCGAGUCCACGGACUCAGAGCGCCUGGGUGGAAUCAUGGACGUUGUCUCUAUUGCCUGUUCUAUCCGUCAAGGGUCUCGAUUGUCAGCAAAACAUCUAUCCGCUAUUGUCUUGGCGUCUCUGUCCAUUCCAAUAUCCGUUCACAGUUCUCAUCUCUCGUUCGCCACAUCUGUGCUCACCGCAGGCGACAUGUCUUUGUGGAUCGGCCCGGGUCGCAAGCUCGUCGAACUUUCUUGGUUAGACGCCUUGUUUGGAAUAAAACUUUGCGGCGCACUAUCAGACUUGGGAUGGAAGGGUUGGAAGCUUGUUGAGCUCCCUCAUGUAACAAAACAAACUCUGCAACUACUUGAGGGUCGGUCUUUGGACAUCCUCGAGCUCCUUGCUACAUUGCACCAAGCGAAGAGACUCGACGAUGCGGAUGAAGUUUGGAUUCGACAGGUUCAGACCUGGGCGACGAGCCGUUUCAAGACAGAAAGAUCGCUACGAGUUGAGGAAUUGCAACAUAUCUUGACAAUGUCUGGUAUCAUGCCAUCGAUUUCAAAGCUUCUCAUCAAGCUGAUCAAUACCACGCUCGACAUCCCCGAUGACGUGCAGAAGGAUUACCGAGCUUCACCUGCAAACAAGACGUGGGUUCUUGCAUCCUGCAUGAAGGCACUUGCAGAGCAGGAUACGAAGACAUGGGUUGGCAUCGAUUUACAUGCUUGGACACAAGCAGUUAUUAGUAGAUGGUAUUGGUCAGAACAUGUUCUGGGCGCCUUGGUAAGCCUCAUUGAAGCAAGGUACGACGAAUUGUCCUCUCUCAUCUCCUUAUGCUAACAUGAUCGCAGCCCCGCUCACUUCAAGGCGAUCCCGAUUCAGGAGGUCUACCCUCGUCUGCGAAGCUCCGUUUUCUCACAUUCGCGCCACUUGAGACAAAAUGUUCUUCGUCUCUUGGAUUCCUCCGCUAUCAGUAUGUCACUCGCAGAGCAAGCAAUUGUUUCGAAGAUACGGGAGGCGGAAGAUGUUUCGCUGGACGUUCAGGGCGUACGGGAACGUAGUUUGCGGAUAGUGAAACUCGAGCAAGCUGUCGCGCACGGUGUUGGUCUGGAAUCCGAUCUUGCGAUUCGCUGGAUCCUGGC